UCCGGGACGCACGUCACUUAAGGGAUACAAUUCAUCGGAUAGUAUCUUAAUUUCAUCAGCUGGAUUGAGAUAAUAUUCCCAAGUGGCUGUGUUUAUUUUUGUGACAAAGUUUAAAUGUAACUUUUCAUGGGGUCUGUCCGAGGUGUGGUCCGGGAGACCCCGGGGGGUGCGUGUAUGUUGUGGCUGUUUAUCCUGGUAACGAUGACAAACGAGUGCCGUGGUUAUGUGGAUACUGAUGAGUUUGUAAACGAUUUGGACCGACCAAUUCCAACUGCGCAUGUUGCGGGAGUUUUGGGGAAAAAAGGUUCUCUACCUUGCGACACCCAGCCGCUCUCGGCGGAUGAUAGAAUUGCUAUGGUGCUGUGGUUCAAGGAAGCUGACUGGGAACCAUUUUACAGUUACGAUGUUCGUGGACGUAGUGUCAACCAGCCCAAGCUCUGGUCGUCUCCAACGGGUUUCGGUUCACGAGCUUACUUCCGAGCCACAGCGACCCCGGCCAUUCUUCUUGUAGAUAAUGUCGGUACUGCUGACAGUGGAGUGUACCGAUGUCGAGUGGACUUCAAAAACUCACCGACUAGAAAUUUGAGAAUUAAUUUCACGGUUAUUACUCCUCCGAAUCGGCCAAUUAUAAUGGAUGCAAGGACAAGGGACCACACUAGGCUUUUGGAACCCUAUAACGAGGGAGACACAUUGGAGUUGUUAUGUGAAGUUUAUGGAGGUGAUCCAAAGCCAUCUUUGAUAUGGUAUUUAGAAAACACAAUAAUUGAUGAAUCGUUUGAACAAAAAUCUGACGGAAAAACGAUAAAUACUCUUACUUUUCCAAGUAUUGGUCGGCAACAUCUCAACUCGAGACUUAUUUGCCAAGCGUCGAACACAAACCUGACUCCUCCGCAAUCGAAACUACUUAUAUUGGAUAUAAAUCUAAGACCAUUGACAGUGCAGAUUCUCAAUAAAAACCGACACCUCUCAGCUGAUAGGAGUUACGAGGUGGAGUGUAGAACGAUUGGUUCCCGUCCAGAGGCUCAAAUAACUUGGUGGAAAGAAAAGAAGCCAAUGAGAGGCAAGGCCAGAAAUUAUUCCGAUACGAACACAACUACAAGUGUUCUAGUAUUUACACCUGAAGCAGAACAUCAUGAUAGUCAGCUAACAUGUCGGGCUGAAAAUACGAGACUUGAAAAUUCAGCCAUAGAGGAUACAUGGAAGUUAAAUGUACAUUAUGUUCCUGUUAUCACUCUGAAAAUGGGAUCUAAUCUAAACCCUAGAUAUAUAAAAGAAGGUGACGACAUCUACUUUGAAUGCAGCGUUCAAUCAAAUCCCAAAGUAACGAAAUUAUCUUGGUUCAAAGAUCAGUCUCUCAAAAUCCAGCAAAAUCCUAGUUCGGGUAUAAUUUUAAGCGACCAAAGUCUCGUCCUGCAGCGCGUCAAUCGUAACGCAUCUGGUGACUACAUCUGCUCCGCACAGAACAGUGAAGGCAGUGCAUCAAGUAAUCCUGUUUCUUUGCAAGUUAGAUAUAGCCCAGUUUGCAAGUCAGACGAGGAACAAGUGUUUGGAGCGUCGGUACUCGAGCCGAUCGAGUUAUCUUGCGUCGUCGAUUCUAGUCCACAGCCGACGAGCUUUGAGUGGAUAUUCAAUAGAGAUGGUGACCGUAGCGAGUUGCCACCAAGCUUAUAUAACGUGUCUGGUCACAAAUCAGUACUUCGAUAUAUUCCUACUGAAGAUAAAGACUUUGGAACAUUAUCUUGCCUGGCCACUAAUUCAAUUGGGAGGCAGGAAAUUCCGUGCGUGUAUAGUAUAAUUGCUGCAGGACGACCGUCAUCUUUGAAAAAUUGUAGCAUAGUCAACGAAAGCGUCGAUAGCAUUUUGGUGGAUUGUAUUGAAGGAUUUGACGGAGGAAUAAGUCAAGUGUUCACUAUGGAAGUACUAGAACUACCUUCGUACACUAUGCGAGCGAACAUAACAUCAAAUUCAACACCCAAUUUUGAGGUCACAGGUUUAAACCGAGCUUUAAGUUACGCAGUUAAUCUUUAUGCGAGUAAUCCUAAGGGCCGUAGUGAGAUAGUUACUGUGUAUUCAGUGGCGUUACGCUCUCCGGAUAAGUACACAGGUGUGGGCAGUACUUUCAGCUUAUCUCCGCUAAUAGCAUCGCUCCUCACAGUCAUAGUGUUGCUUAGCGCCGCGACUUGUGCAAUCAUAUUCGCUGUGUACCGCAGACAUUUCUUACAACGGCAUGUUAAACAACCCAUAAACCCGCAUUACUUGAACGACAGUAUAGAAUCAUUGCCAAAAAAUGUUUUGUCAACGUACUCGUCUUCCCCGAAAGUAGACUUCAAUACGCAAUACGAACUGAAGAUCAAUAGCGAAGUGGAAGACGACCCUGAUAUCAUCGCCGUACAUUAUGAUAAGAAGACACUAGACGAUUAUUGUAAGUCCAAGGUUGGAGAAGGUGACACGGCCAAAGUGUUCAAUGACAAUGACACCAGUGUACCGAAUACGGGGAACAUAUCAUUUGUGAACCGAGGUGUAACGGCGCGCGUCUCGGAUCUACGAGUGAGGGAAAGUUGCAUAUAGGAAAAAUACACUUACAUGUAGAUAUUAGAUAGGAAUCAAUCUGGUAUUUUAGGGAUAUAAAUGAAAAAUAUUAAAAUUCGGGCGGGGAAAUUAUGGACUGAUUUAAAAUUUAUGAGGAAACUCAGACAAUUUGUAAUCUCUUGGAUGUUUGGGAAUGUCACAGUGUCGAUAACUCUAUGUAAAAGACUUUAAUGGUUGUGGUGUUUAAACAAAUUGAUUUGCUGUUUGUAAAGAAAGGUAUUUGAAUUAUAACGUGAACUGUUAUUUAUAAUAAUAUUUAUUAGAAAGUUAAACGAAUUCCUCUACGAUAUCAUCGCUCUGAUAUUUGAUACGAAAACGUGUUGUAAGCUUUGAUUUCAUAUUACAAAUACAUGCAGCCCAGAUUCAUAAUACUAUAUUGGUACGACAUAAAUCGACUGAAGCUGUUAAAAAAGUAUAGUGACAGUCUCAAAGAAAAAAAAAUUCAGGACAGCCAAAUAUAACUCACCAUGAUUCAUACUAUUAAUAAAUAUUAAUGACAUCAGCCUUUUAAAAAGCAAAAACAUUACAUAUUUUGUUCUCAUUAGUUUUUAUUUAUAGUAAUUAAUGGAAAUAAUGAAUAAUUUUAUACAUCAAUAUUCUCGUAUAUUUUUAAACAUGAAUCGGAUUUAAAUCAGUUUUAUAAUUACAAAAAUAUUCAUAUUGUUCUCUUAUAUUACUUUAAUUAAAUUCUUUUUGUUGCUGCCAGUAACAUGUUAUAUUUAUUUUAAAACAUUUCGAGAAAAAUAACUAUUGAUUUAAAUUUCAUAGCGUUAACUAAAAUAAUUAAUGAGGUUUGAUAAUUUUGUUUCAUUAAACACCGUUAUAAUUUUUAGUACAAAGAAAAAAAGGUUUUAUUGUCCUUUUGCCAAUACCAACUACUUCUUACAUCACAGAAAUAUAUGGAGGGCUUAAAAUUUUUGUCUUGAAUCAAAAAGUGUACAAGAAACUGUCUUAAGCUUUUACUUUUCUUACGCCUUUUUAAAUAGCAGAAGCAACAGCGACAGCAAGACCCCAACCUAAGUAAGCAAUAUUAACUAGAUACAUUAACAGCUCGGACAUAAUUUCAGCACGCUUAAGAAGAAGCAUUUCUCAGAUUUGAAAAUGCGGUGAAAGUGUAACAGAACAUACUUUAAGUUCUGACGCUUUUGUAGAAAUUUCUGGCUUAGUCUAAAUAUACCCUCAAUUAAAAAAAAUUAUGUGCAUUUCAGUGAGAUAACACAUAUGGGCUUCAUUACAUUUCACGGAUAUUCAAUUUUAAAUUGACCUCAGAACUUAUAAACCUACCCACCUGUCUACUCGUGUUUCACAGUGAUACCUCCAUUAUGAGACUACAGAAUUUAUAAAUUAAAGCAGCUAAGAACGUUAAAGUUUUAUCUUUCUGUCAAUUCUAGGAUAGAGAAUUUAGUUAGGCAUUAAAAUUUAAUACAUAUAAGUGUUGAUAACUCAAUAUAAUGACAAAAACAUAGAAUAAUAUAUCUUUAUGUCGGAAAACACUUUGUCUAGGUCUUUAUGUCGAAAACACUUUGAAAGUUUUUUUUUAACUAUAAAACUAUUGUCGUCUACUCUUCAUUGUGCUACCAAUUUAACUUUAUUUAACAAAGGCAUAACUGUUUUGGAACCAAAUAUAUAUGUUAAAUGCCAUACGUUGGACAAUACAAAUACAGUGAAAGACUUAUGUAAAUUUAUCGGUGAUUAUUUUUUUUUGGUUAUGAUCCUGAAGUUAAUGUAUUAACAUAGAAGUAAUUGCGAUACUUUCUUUUCCAAUGGGAAUGUGAUCCAAAAAUGUGUAUACAUUCUUUUUGAUCAAUAGAAAUAUUUAUCCAACAAAUCAUCUUACAGCUUACACAAAUUCUAACAUAACAGUUACAACAAAUGUAACUUUCUAUUGUUUAUAAUGCAGGGUAUGCUGUUAGAUUGCUCGUCUUUUACUCGGUCAACUCAAUAACAAAUAUGGUUUAACUUUUACAUUUGUUCGACACGAUAGGAUAAAAAUUAUUGAUAUCCCAUUAUUGAGUAAUUUUAAAUAUGUUGUUGGGAAUGUUUGUGAAAACUGUUUAGGCCAAAUGGACUGAAAAUUGUAUAGUGAUAUUUUAAAGAUGAUUGUGAAUGGUCUAUUAUACAUGUAAUAAAGAAUAUGAUUUGUGUUGUC
Molecule: messenger RNA, 4738 nt
Organism: Danaus plexippus (monarch butterfly)
Lineage: Eukaryota; Metazoa; Arthropoda; Insecta; Lepidoptera; Nymphalidae
Product: nephrin-like
Exons: 17
Coding region: 127-2568 (813 amino acids)
Molecular function (GO): protein binding
Source: RefSeq, a predicted model, not a curated record